AUGGGCGGCCCUGCACUCUCCACCGUCACUGUUGGUGGUAUGGGCGGUCUGGGUGGUGGGCGCCGAGUGUCUCCUGGCCUACAGUGUUUAGUGUGUGGUGACACCUCUUCCGGCAAACACUACGGGAUACUGGCGUGUAAUGGUUGUUCAGGCUUCUUCAAGAGGUCCGUCAGACGUAAACUAAUCUACAGGUGCCAGGCAGGGACGGGAGCAUGUGUAGUUGACAAGGCUCACAGGAAUCAGUGUCAAGCGUGUCGCCUCAAGAAGUGUAUACAGAUGGGAAUGAAUAAAGAUGCCGUACAGAACGAGAGACAGCCACGGAACACCGCCACCAUCAGACCAGAAGCCUUCGCUGACAUGGACCAAGAGAGACUACUGAGGGAGGCUGCUGUUGCUGUUGGGGUGUUCACGUACAGCGGUAACGAGCAUAACUCUCACCAAUAUGUCAAGGGUUUGAGCUUCGGCCCAGACACGAACCAUAGUGAGUCACAGGGACCAUGGGGAGUCACAGGGACCAGGGAGUCACAGGGACCAUGGGGAGUCACAGGGACCAUGGGAGUCACAGGAACCAUGGUGGAAAGCGACAAGACCAUGGUGAGUCACAUAGGGACCAUGAUGAGUCACAGGAACCAUAGAACCAUAGUGAGUCGCAGGGACCAUGGGGGAGUCACAGGGACUAUGAUGAGUCACAGGAACCAUGAUGAGUCAAGUGAGAACCAUGGAAUAAGGAGUGUCGAUUCACCAGUAGAUGUUCUGGGGGGUGGAAGCGAGGACACUGUAGGACCUAUGGGCCCUCAUAUGCCUCCGGUGUCAUCGUGUUCGUCGUCCUCGUCGUCAGGAGCGUCGUACAUGGAGGCGGCGCCGCUGUGGGAUCCCCUGCAGGAGUCUGUACAGGAGACGGCGGCCAGACUACUAUUCAUGGCAGUGAAGUGGGCCAAAAACCUACCUUCCUUUAGCAGUCUACCAUUCCGUGACCAGGUGGUGCUGUUGGAGGAGGUAUGGUCAGAAUUGUUUGUGUUGAACGCCGUGCAAUGGUCGCUCCCUCUGCCCACCUGUCCACUCCUCUCGCCCUCCGCCCACGCCCACACCCUCGCCCACGCCCACAAGGCAGCCCAGGCAGCCCAUGAUAUCCGUCAGUUAUCUGAAGUGGCUGGAUCAUUCAGAGAUUUGGCUGUCGACCCUGCUGAAUUCGCUUACCUGAAGGCAAUUGUUUUGUUCAGGCCAGUUCGUGGACUGAAGGACUCAGCACAGGUGGAAUCACUGCAGGACCAGGCACAGGUUAUGCUGAGUCAGCACGUGAGGGCCCACUACCCUGCUCGACCUGCCAGAUUCGGUCGCCUUCUACUGCUCCUCGCCUCCCUCAGGUCACCCCCACCCCCCAGGGUACAAGCUCUCUUCUUCACCGCCACCAUCGGUAACACGCCCAUGGAGAAGAUCUUGUGUGACAUGUAUAAAAGUUGAGGUGUGUCACUUAGAAGCUCCGUGUGUACCACGAAGAAGCUCCGUGUGUACCAUGGAGAAGCUCCGUGUGUACCAUGAAGAAGCUCCGUGUGUACCAUGGAGAAGCUCCAUGUGUACCAUAGAGAAGCUCCGUGUGUACCAUGAAGAAGCUCCAUGUGUACCAUAGAGAAGCUCCGUGUGUACCAUGAAGAAGCUCCGUGUGUACCAUGGAGAAGCUCCAUGUGUACCAUAGAGAAGCUCCGUGUGUACC
Homarus americanus (American lobster) is the source of this 1711-nucleotide messenger RNA. It is a transcript of the gene Hr51, whose product is annotated as photoreceptor-specific nuclear receptor-like. NCBI's taxonomy places the organism in Eukaryota, Metazoa, Arthropoda, Malacostraca, Decapoda, Nephropidae. Gene Ontology annotation, biological process: positive regulation of transcription by RNA polymerase II; cell differentiation; anatomical structure development. The record is from RefSeq and is a predicted model, not a curated record. The coding region runs from base 1 to 1461 and encodes 486 amino acids. Gene Ontology annotation, molecular function: zinc ion binding; nuclear receptor activity; RNA polymerase II cis-regulatory region sequence-specific DNA binding. The transcript is spliced from 10 exons.